CAGCUCUCAACAACACUCCCUUUCUCGCAACAAGCGGCAUUCAAAUCAAUCACCAUGCCUGGCUCCAUGUCCCUUUUCACCGUCAAUGCGGUGCUGAUUAUGUCCACGGAGGACAACUCCCGCAUCUACGCCAAAUACUUCUCCCCUCCCCAUCCUCCGGCCGGCGUCUCCCCCUCCGCGACCGACUAUCCUGGCGCCAAUCCCUACCCUACCGUGAAGGAGCAAAAGGCCUUUGAGACAGGGCUUAUGGAAAAGACAAACAAGCAGAGCAAUGACGUGAUUCUGUACGAUAACCGAGUGGUGGUGUUCAAAGUCGAGAGCGAUGUUAUGCUCUACGUAGUCGGCAGUGGGGACGAAAACGAGGUUUUGCUGUACAACGUUGUGCUAUCUCUACGCGAUGCCUUGGGGAUAUUAUUCAAAGGAGCCACAGAUAAACGCACCAUUAUUGAAAACUACGACCUCGUCACCCUCGCCAUCGACGAAAUUAUUGACGACGGCAUCAUCCUUGAGACAGACCCCGUCCUCAUCGCUUCCCGUGUCAGCCGUGCUCCUGCCGCUGAUGCCCCGAACAUGAAGAACAUUGAUCUUUCAGAACAAGGCCUCCUCAACGCAUGGGAGUUUGGAAGACGUAAACUUGCGGAGCAAUUACGACAGGGACUAUGAAAUUUCUCUUUGUUCGCUUCUCUUUAUGUUUAUAUUUUUCUCGAAUUGGAGUCUGCAUUUUUGAGUUUUAUAUCAACUUCUAGAAACGUGCCUCUGUUCAUACCUUUUGUUUGUAUUGGGAAUAAAAAUCUGGGAUAGGCGUGUUCCUUUUUAUAUGAUUAAUGAUUGCGACUGCUCAUGGACUGCUAGUUCAUUGUUCAACACCAAGACAUCAUUUUUACUCCGGAUUUACAACUCUUUUAGUAUUUAUAUACUCUUUGAACCGAUACGCUUAGAAUACGGGUAUUGCAGUUACCUCUUGUUCGCCUUGCAGUAUUCUUAUGUAUUUUGAGCUAUAACCGCUACUAAAAUACCAAAAUUUACAUAAAG
Messenger RNA from Talaromyces proteolyticus, 1032 nucleotides. Its product is annotated as putative coatomer subunit zeta. Lineage: Eukaryota; Fungi; Ascomycota; Eurotiomycetes; Eurotiales; Trichocomaceae. Bases 55 to 663 code for a protein of 202 amino acids. The record is from RefSeq and is a predicted model, not a curated record. Gene Ontology annotation, cellular component: COPI vesicle coat. The transcript is spliced from 2 exons. Gene Ontology annotation, biological process: retrograde vesicle-mediated transport, Golgi to endoplasmic reticulum; intracellular protein transport; intra-Golgi vesicle-mediated transport.